AUGCUCAUAGAUGAGUUCGUGCGGCCGGUGCACGCGGUGCAUUCGGGAAGCGCACAAUCACCGGCCAGCAAGAGGGACGAGCAGAGGCAGAAGCGGCGGCAGAUGAAGCCUGAUCCGAAACAAAAGCCGCAGAGGCCAAGUUUCAGCAUGAUCAGCAAUCUGACCGCUGAGGCACUGCAGUUCCUCCUGCAGCAGCCCAGGAACCGUCUGCUCAUCGAGGAGUCUCACGAGCUUCAGGCCGGCACUGAGAUGGGCAAGUACAUUGAGUCCAAGACUGGGCAAGAGGAGGAGUUCUACCAAAAGCGCGCUAGCAGGCCAGCGGCCGGACACCUGCGGCCCUUCAGCUACGCGCGGCGCCUGGCCCGGGAGGUCUUUGCCGGCUGGCGCCUCCAUGUCGCCACGCUGAAGGAGCAGGGUGUGCCCAGAAGGCAAAGGAGGUCGUCAUCAGUGCUCCUGGUGCACGAUGUCAAGGUGCCUUUGCAGCUUAGAGAACGUUCUGAUACCGAGUCGGAGGAGGAGGAGGAAGAGGCUGGCGAAUCCAUUUUCGCCCCCCUCGUCUUGGACGCGUCUGCCUUUCGAACUGCCUUCACAGUGGGGAGCCUCAUGGCCAGUCGCAUCAAGGCGCAGAAGCUGAAGGAGGAGGGCAAGACCGCGCCAUCCUAUGCAAAUGUGCAGGCAGUGACGGAGGUGUCGCUGCAGGAGAUUCCUCCACCUCCGGAGGAAGAGUCUCCGGCAUCGGAAGCGAAAUCAUCCAGGAGGCGGCAAGCGAAAAGCAAUGCCAAGGGGACGCGGUGGGGCGAGGACUUCACCAGCCUCGACGAUCGCCAGCGCCGGGAGCGGCUGCUGAACGACUCCUCGUAUGUGGGCUUUCAGCUGCACAAGCUCCGGCGCACUCAGCUGUUCCAACGGCAGCUCACAGACACAGCGGAGAUCUUUGACAGCGGAGGACCUCGCAAGCUCCGGCGGAAGGCCAAGUUUCGCCUCGAGGGCAGAUUUCUUGCUCGGAGCAGUCCAGGUCCAAGGAGGAGUCCGUGA
Molecule: messenger RNA, 1035 nt
Organism: Effrenium voratum
Lineage: Eukaryota; Dinophyceae; Suessiales; Symbiodiniaceae
Source: the annotation of a GenBank genome assembly